GGAGAUUUCUUCUUGCGCCCCCGCAGCUUUGGGCAAUUCUUGGGUGCCGGUAAGCCCUAACCCAAUCUCUUAUCUCUGAUUCUGAUAUGUGCACACAAAUGUAGUUCAACAAUCCUCCCUGUAAUCUGGUGUGUAUUUCAUCCUAGGGCUUCCAUGGAACCCAAGGUUUUGUCAUUUCCCCCAAAAAUCACGCCAUCUUUCGGCGCUUUCCCUGUGUUCCUAUCAUAUAAAUCCUCACUAUUCCAAAAACCCAAACCCCAAUUCGCUUGUUCCCAGCUCUCAGUUAGUGGACACCACUUGGAGAAGACUUGUUUUCUUGGCAAAAGUUUGGAUUUUGGUGUAAAGAUUGAAUCUUUGGGGAAUUUGAGGAAAACCCGUUUGCCCGUUUCUCCGAUCAGUGCUACUGUGAAAAGGAGGAAAGAGAUGCCAUUUGACAAUGUGAUUCAGAGGGAUAAGAAGCUCAAGCUUGUUUUGACCAUCAGGAAGCUUCUGAUGAGCCAGCCCGAUAAAAUCAUGUCGCUUCGUCAAUUAGGAAGGUUCAGAAGAGCACUGGGUAUCCAGAAAAAGAGAAGACUCAUUGUUCUGCUGAAAAACUUUCCUGCUGUUUUUAAGAUAGUAGAAGAAGGUGCUUAUUCUCUGAAAUUUACUUUGACUCCGGAGGCCGAGAGACUCUACUUGGAGGAAUUGCAGGCUAAGAAUGAGAUGGAGGGUUUGUUGGUUAUCAAGCUGAGGAAGCUGCUAAUGAUGUCUCUCGACAAGCGGAUUCUCUUGGAGAAGAUUGCACAUUUGAGGACUGAUUUGGGGCUUCCUUUAGAAUUCCGCGACACCAUUUGCCUUAGAUACCCGCAGUAUUUCAGGGUGCUCGCAACCGAGCGGGGCCCGGCUUUGGAGCUGACUCAUUGGGACCCACAACUCGCUGUCUCCGUGGCUGAGCGCGACGAGGAAGAGAACAAGAAACGCGAACGGGAAGAGAGAGAUUUGAUCAUCGAUAGAGAACCGAGGUUCAACAGGGUGAAGCUACCAAAGGGUCUUAACCUCUCAAAGAGUGAGAUGAAAAGAAUGUGUCAGUUCAGAGACAUGCCUUACAUCUCUCCCUACUCUGACUUCUCCAUGUUAAGGCGCGGCUCCCGUGAGAAAGAGAAACACGCCUGCGGCGUCGUGCACGAGAUCUUGAGCCUCACGGUGGAGAAGAGAACUCUUGUUGACCACCUGACACAUUUCAGAGACGAGUUUAGAUUCUCUCAGCAGCUGAGAGGGAUGUUGAUAAGACACCCCAAUAUGUUCUAUGUCUCCUUGAAAGGCUCUAGGGACUCCGUUUUCCUCCGUGAAGCUUAUCACAAAUCUGAACUGAUAGAGAAAGACAGGUUAUUGCUCAUCAAGGAGAAGAUGCGUUCUCUUGUAUCUGUUGAACGGCGUACAUGGAAAAACAUUAAAACUUCUGAUACAGAUUACAGUAAUAAACUAGGAGGAGAGGAGAAGCCCGGCAUUGAUAAACUAAUUAGAGAUGAUGGGUUUGAUGAAGAGGAUGAAGAUGGAGAUUUUGAAGAUGAGUGGAGCGAUGGUGGGGACGAUGAUUUACCACCCGACUUCAACGAUGAUGAUGAUGAUGAAUCUAUGAAUGUGGGAAAUGUGAAACCAAGAAGAAAGUUUGAUGACCCAAAGGAGAAGGACGAGGGGGUCCUAAUACCCGUUUUCCCAGAUGGUCGCCCGAGAGAACGUUGGUGAAAACAUGUGGGAAACUUGGUAUCUUUUUCUUCCCACUCCAGCAUGGGAAAGAGACAGAAUUACUGCUUGGAGACCUUUGGGAGAUGGUAAGAAAACUAUAUUGUUCUCUGGUAGUUAAGACAGUUGAGCUUUAUAUAGAGCUUUUUUGUCUUGACAUUGGGAACUGAAUUGCUGCUUUGGUUGCUGGGAGCUAUGGGAGGGCAGUUUGGAAACUAAGGAUUAACUAGGAUGACUCUUCUGAGCACCAAGAUUGGCAUUCCUUUUAAUUACUUGGUCUUUAUUUUUCCUUCAUUUGGGGUUCUGCUUUAGACAAUACAAAUAUCAGAUAGCAGUGGUUGCAGCUUUUAACAUUUUGUUUGGUUCAAGGAAUUGAUGGGAAUAUACAAGAAAAUGGGAGAAGAAAAUGCACUAAAAACAAAGAAAACGAUUUUUCCUUUCGUUUUCGUGAGGAAAAUGAGGAAAAAACUCAUCUUUUUUUUCUUUCUUUCGCAUCGAAUUCCAUGAAAUAAACACAGUGUAAGCCU
Cuscuta campestris is the source of this 2249-nucleotide messenger RNA. Lineage: Eukaryota; Viridiplantae; Streptophyta; Magnoliopsida; Solanales; Convolvulaceae. The record is from the annotation of a GenBank genome assembly.